This is a messenger RNA of Aegilops tauschii subsp. strangulata, 687 nucleotides long. RefSeq names its product citrate-binding protein-like. Lineage: Eukaryota; Viridiplantae; Streptophyta; Magnoliopsida; Poales; Poaceae. The record is from RefSeq and is a predicted model, not a curated record.
AUGGCCCCUCACGCUCUCUCUUGGAUUAGUGUGCCUCUGCUUGUCUUGUUGGCCGCGUCGACAUCCUUUGCGGCGUCGAGGGGGGCUUGGGCACCCAAAACCGCCGACCCGGACGAUGGGUUCACGGCGGUGAGCCUCCACGAGAGCAACUUUGUGCUGCAGCGGCCGUUCGACGAGGCGAGCGGCGCACGGUACAGUUUCAACGGCACCGUGCGGAAGCUGUGGGUGCUGUCCUCAGACAAGCCACAUGCCCGGCAGAGCCAUACCAGCCCAAGAACUGAGAUCAGGAUGGCAGGAUACGACUACAGCUCCGGUGUGUGGCAGUUCGAAGGCUACGGUUACGUCCCCUCCGGCACGACGGGGGUGUCCAUCAUGCAGGUGUUCGGCGCCGGCGAGACGGCCACCACGCUCAUGCUGCACGUCUACGACGGCGCGCUGCGGUACUACGACCGGCAGAUCGUCGAGGAUGCCAUCUAUGACAGGUGGUUCCGGCUGAACGUGGUCCACGACGUGGAGGGGUCGACCCUCACCGUGUACAUCGACGGGCAGCAGAGGCUGCACGUCGACGGCCGCGGGGGCGACUCGCACUACUUCAAGUUCGGCGUGUACGCACAGAACCACGACUCGAGCUGCAUGGAGUCUCGCUGGAAGGGAGUCAGGAUUCUCAAGAAAGACACGUCACACUGA